AUGUCGUGGUCAAUUGCAUCUCACUGGUACCAGGUGACCAUUUGUCUUGCGCGCCGACAAGUUUUGUUGCAGACGCUCACACUCUUUGAUAUACCUUACCUUUCUGCUGGCCAAGAGAUUGAUUCUCUUCGCGGCCGUCUUCAUCCUCUCCAUGUUCAGGACUGCUACACCCAGGUAUGGAUACUGUCGUCAUCGCCACCAUCAGCGGAAGUUCUUCAGACUUCAUCUACCUUACCUUACUGCACCCCAAGCCGCAUUACCAACCCUUCCAUCCAGAUCCCAUCAUCUAACCACCUAUCCGCACCCGCACCGCACACUGCCGUCUUCCAAGGUACCCGAGGUUUGGCACCCUGUUUGCCUCGUACCUGA
Molecule: messenger RNA, 369 nt
Organism: Colletotrichum abscissum
Lineage: Eukaryota; Fungi; Ascomycota; Sordariomycetes; Glomerellales; Glomerellaceae
Exons: 1
Coding region: 1-369 (122 amino acids)
Source: RefSeq, a predicted model, not a curated record